Messenger RNA from Delphinapterus leucas (beluga whale), 312 nucleotides. RefSeq names its product LBH domain containing 2 (gene LBHD2). NCBI's taxonomy places the organism in Eukaryota, Metazoa, Chordata, Mammalia, Artiodactyla, Monodontidae. The record is from RefSeq and is a predicted model, not a curated record.
CACCCCAUUUCUGCUCCUUGUCUCCGAGCAGCCCAACAGUGGCAGCAGCAUGAGUGCCCCCCAGCCCACCGUGCCAGAGCUGAACCCAGCUGAGGAGGCUGGAGGCCUGGGAGGAAAGGCCAUGGUGGGUGCCCGGGAGAAGGGCCCUCGGGUGGGCCAGCGGCUGCCCUCAAUCAUGGUGGAGCCCGGCGAGGGGGGUGCCGUGGCGAGCGGGGAGCUGCGUUGGCCUCCGGAGGGCGCCCAGAGGGGGUCCGCCCAGAGCCAGGCUGCUGCUGCUGAGUGAGGGGCUGCCUGUAGGGGUCCCGAGAGGAG